AUGACUGGCACUCCGAAGGGUGGUGGUAGGGGUGCGGGUCUGGUGGCGCGGUGGGGGAACAAAGGAGGAGGUGGGGGAAGAAGGGAGAGGCAGGGCACAGUCGAUCAGACAAGGAGAAGCCCGAUCUGGCGGGGCACAGUUGUGGGGAAGGAAAAGGAGAGGCCAGAAAGAAGAGGGGAGGCUGGGUGGUGGGAUGCCGGCUCUGGGAUGCGGCUGACAGCACUGGGAAAGAAAGGGAUGGGGGCUCAGGAUACUUCGAUCCGAUGCGGGGAUGCCAGAUCUGAGAAGCAGAUUGUGAUCAAGGUGCAGAUGAACUGCGGCAAGUGCCGGAGCAAGGCUAUGAAGUUGGCUGCAUCAGCAGAUGGCGUUGAUUCUAUUAAGAUAGAUGGGGAGGACAAGAACCAGUUGGUGGUCAUCGGAGAAGGCGUCGAUCCUGUUAUCUUGACAGGCAUUUUGAGGAAGAAGAUGGGCCAUUCUGAGAUUGUUAAAGUGGAGGAAAUGAAGAAGGGUGAUGGAGAAACGAAAUCAGAGAAACCGAAGGUUGAGCCUAACAUUGCAUGGUAUGGUUACCCCACAACUCAACCCAUGGUAGUGUACGAUGUGCCAUAUGAUUCAAUUCCCAGUGGCUGUUUCAUCUUGUAA
This is a messenger RNA of Elaeis guineensis (African oil palm), 642 nucleotides long. The record is from RefSeq and is a predicted model, not a curated record. NCBI's taxonomy places the organism in Eukaryota, Viridiplantae, Streptophyta, Magnoliopsida, Arecales, Arecaceae.